AUGGUUUGUUUCUUCUUGUUUGUUCCAGCUAUGUACCCACCGGUCAUGGCACCCCAAGCCAACAUGUUUGGCAAUGUCCCAGGCUAUGAAGGCACUGUGCCAGGAGGAGGAGGUUUCCUGCCUCCUCCCAUGCCCAUGGAGCCAGUAGCCCCACCCCAACCCGCCCCUGAAAAUCCUGAAUGGAGCAUCCCCUCUCUGUCUGAGGAUGCAGCUCGUGAGGCUUUAAAGGAAUUUGUGUCGUCUCAUUGCUGCUACGGUGACGCACCAGUCACUCAGGGAGUCAUCACCUCCAUGGAGCCAUUCAACACAUUUAGGUACCGUCUGGAGACAUUCACUGAGUCCAGGUCAACUGACUGGGCCCACAAACCACAUGAAGGUGAGACUGCUGACUUUUACACCCAGCCCGCUCCACGACCAUGGGAGGUCCAGGCCACACCCCCCAAACUUUUCAGUGACCACACAGAGAAGAUCCGGGUGCCCUACACGUCCUCCGUCAAGCAAUGCCACACGUGCAAUGCAGCAGGUACUGAGCAAUGCAAGGAGUGCAGUGGAAGUGGAAAAAAAGCUUGCCUGAUGUGUAAUGGUGGAGCAAAGUCCGAUCCAGCCUGCACUCGCUGUAAUGGCACAGGCAAAGACAGGUGUACAAAGUGUAAUGGUAGUGGGAAAAAGCAAUGUGAAACCUGUAAAGGAAAACGUCAACUGCUGACCUACAUUGAGCUAAAAGUGGAAUGGAAAAACCAAGUGGAAGAUCAUCUGGUGGAGCAGAGCUGUGGUCUGAAGAGUGAUAACCUGCGCUCAGUAAAAGGGAAGGAGCUGUUCAAGAGCAGCCAGAACCUGGUCUACCCACUGCUUGGCUUUCCAAAUCCAGCAGUCUCUCAGGCCUCUGAGCGUCUGAUCAAAGAACAUCAAACUAACUAUGGCAAAACCUCCAGGAUUCUGCAGCAGAGGCAGACGGUCGAGCUGAUCCCCAUCACUCAGGUGAACUACAAGUGGAAAGACAAGAGCUACGUCUACUACGUGUACGGCAACGAGCGCAAAGUCAGUGCUGACAACUACCCAGAGACCUGCUGCUGCGUCAUCCUGUAGACUCACAAAUACACACAUAAAAUUCAGAAGCAGAAUGUGCAGCCAUCACUUUGGGUUGUGAAGCUCAAGCACACUUGGCUUAUGCAGCAGGACAAUGUCUGAAAUGUUCAGAGUCUACCUCUGAAUGGUAAAAAAAAUAAAUAAAUAAAAAAAAUAAAAAAUAGAUAAAGAACAAAAAGUGAAGGUUUUAAAGUGACCUAAGAAAAGUUUGGACUUAUAUAAGAUUGCGAUUUUUGCCGUUCAUGCUCAAAAACUCUUGAGCGUGGCUGAAUUUAAACAAUCCUACAAAUAAGAGCUGGCUAUUAUUCCUCUACAGCUAUAUGAAAGAGUCAUGGCCAGUUAUCACAAAUGUCUGACUGCAGUUUUUGCUGCCAAGGGUCGCAUAAGCUCUUAUUAAGUUUAGGUUUAGCGGCAACUGCUUUUUACCCCUUAAGCGUAGAAGGCUGAUUAUUAAGCUUUGAGUAGUGGCAUUUGAUUAAAACAUUUAUUCAAUAUAUAUUACACAUAUAGUUUCAAGCAUGUUAUUACAUAUAUUGUAAGAAUGUGCUUAUGAAAGAGUUGGCCUUCUGUCUGGGAUGAGGUUACAAGCUUUAUCUGGUGAGAUGAGAGGUGAGACAGAGUGCAGUGAGGUCGAGACAGUUCGCCUGCAUACACAGACAGUAUAUAGAUUCAUUUCUAGGUUCGAGUUAAGAUAUAUUUUGCUUGUAACUGCAUUUUGUGCCUGCAUAAGCAACAGUUUUUGUAGAAUGUGUUUCUGAUGUUCCAGAGAUAAGCAAGAAUAAGAAGAUCAAAAGGAAGCACCUGGCGUGGAGACGGAGAAAAUGUCUUGUUGAGUGUGUGUCAAAGGUUGUCAACAGAAGAGCUGUGGUUACUGCAACUUAUGCAUGUUAUGUAUCUGCUUUGGCGCAUGAAGGGGCGUUAUACCCUGACAUAUAAAAACAUUUUAAGUAUGCUGUUUUGGGGGAUUUAUGCUGAGGAUUGUGAUGGUGUAUUUCCUUCACACAAGUGUUUAAUAAAAUCAUUGUUUUGACACA
Messenger RNA from Neolamprologus brichardi, 2120 nucleotides. Lineage: Eukaryota; Metazoa; Chordata; Actinopteri; Cichliformes; Cichlidae. The record is from RefSeq and is a predicted model, not a curated record.